This is a messenger RNA of Daphnia magna, 3913 nucleotides long. RefSeq lists its product as uncharacterized. The record is from RefSeq and is a predicted model, not a curated record. Bases 2020 to 3744 code for a protein of 574 amino acids. NCBI's taxonomy places the organism in Eukaryota, Metazoa, Arthropoda, Branchiopoda, Diplostraca, Daphniidae. The transcript is spliced from 2 exons.
UUCUUUUCUUCGGAACCGCGCCAAGGUUCGAAAACGAGAAACAAGACGGAUCGAGAGUGGAGUCGAAUUGUCAUUGUUGGAUGAGUAGACCUCUGGGCCCCGUCUCUCUCUCUUUCAUGUGUGUGUGUCUCUAUGUGUGGGAGGAGGAGAUCUGAAUAGCCGACAUCUCCUUGUGUGUUUAUAGUCGGCGUGUUUUUGAAGGAAAAUAUUAGACGAAGGCGUGUGUGCCCAGAACAACGAAAAAUGAUGUAAGAAAACUCCCGUUUUCGGCAUUUCUUGGGCCUCGGCAAGGAUUUUUUUCGUUAGUUUUGGGGCCGUUUUUUCCCCUCCAUUUUUCCUAUUCACUUUGAAUGACUCUUUCUCUCUCUCUCUUUUGUGUGUCUUUCGUCCCCUAUUUGGAUUCCAACAUUUUGUUUUUUUGUUUUUUGAAAAGACGUUUUUGGAUAUGCAAGUCCUUACCGGAUGAGUUGGGUAGACGGCGUUAAAUUUUAUUUAGCUGUUCGAUCAAAAAUGCACGUCGCCUUCUUCGCCUAUUGUUUCGUUCUCCUCCUCCUCCCCCUUUAAAAAAAAAAAAAAAUCUGCGUUUCUGGCCUCUCUCUCCGCAAUUCCACACGUCGGUUGACACGCGUCUACUCGUGUUGUCUGCAUUGUUUUUCGUUUGACUGAUAUCUCAGCGCACAAUUUUUACGAUCGUUUUUUUUUUCGUUCUUUCUUCAUUCAAUUUUGUUUCAUUGUAUGCACACACGCAGCUGUCCUUGGCAUGAAUAUUGUUGGUCAAAAUCGUUUGGACAAGUGUCGCAACAGGUUAGAGAGAGACGAAAGAGGCCAGAAAAUGAACCACCUGGAAAGAGAAUUGUGUACGCGUACAAAACAAUUUUAAGAUGGACGUCACGUUUGCCUCAACCCGACAUCGAGGCCUGUAAAAGAAAAAAACAAACAAAAAACAAACCCGUUUGUGUUUUAAGGGGAGGUCUUUAACUCGCCCCUCUCUGAGCACGUGAUCUGUUACGUCGGCCGUGUGUGCGGAUGAAUGAUGGAUGGAUGAAGGAUUGGACCCUCAACUGCAUAGCACAUCCCCAUGUACAGCUGGGGACACACACACACACACAAACAAAAAGAGAAAGCGGUUUCACGUUGGUUUAAACUUGCCUGUCGCAUCGGCAAUUUCUAGCGCAUAGUUUUUUUUUUAUUUAUAAAAUAAAAUCAGAAACAAAUGCAACGGACAGCAUUGUUGAAUGAGAGAGAGUACGUUCGGUGCACAGUUUUUAAAGCGGAAGGUCACGCAUCGUGAUUGAAUCGAUUCCAAAUUGAAUGUUUCAAAGUGUCCACCGCCUGUUGAUGUGUUUUCUUUUCUUUUUUUAGCUAUUUGGCUUCUGUUAAAUUUGAGGAAUAAUAAUAAAUUUAAAAAAACCUGAGAGAAAAAGGACCGGUAUAUUGCGUAUGAUUCGGCGCCGGCCUGGCCGACGGUUCCAGCCAUCAUUUUCAGGGUCACGUGUGUAUGCAGACACGCAUACACACGCUGCGUUAAAAAGACGUAGGGAAAGAGAGAGAGAGAGCGUUGAAUUUUUUUUUUUUUUUUUAGUCUUUAAUAGUUGGCUGUCGACGGUCGACCCUUGGCCAGUCAGACACGAGACGUUAACCGAGUCGGAUCUCUUUUUUUGUUGUUGUUUAGCGUUGGUUCCUUUCCCCUUUUCAAAUUCGUUUUUUUUUUUUUUCACUACGCCGGAUAAGAUUUGGAUUUAUUCGAUCCGAUUGCGGUGCUCAGUUGUUGUCGCAAGUGAAAGUGAAUAUUGAAACGUACUCGAAUAUAAACAAAAGAAAAAAGGGGGACGCCCGUCAAAAAAAAAAAUUGUCGGCUAUUUUCUCAUGUGUCAUUUACACAUUUUUGUUUCCCCUGUUUUCAAACUUUUGAUAGCGUUAUGGAACAAGUCGUGAAAUUUCCAACCUUGAAGCAACUGGAUUCCGGUGUAGUUAAGACCGCCCGUUGUUGAAUGAGAAGAGAGAGAGGUAGAGUAGAGUAUGUUGGUGUUAGUCGAGCCCGAGAUGCGGCCCAUUGCGGUAGCGUUCCAGGAGGAGGAGAACAAACGCUCUUGUUCUCCUCAACGUAUCUCUAACGGAGUGUGCCCGAUCCCGCCGAAAACGCCGAUGCACACGCCGAGGGCGUCCGACAAACGGGCCCUGGCCGAUCAGCAAUCUGCCGCCGCCACGGCGUGCGCACCUUCGACUCGACUCUCCGGAUUGAUGAAGAGGAUCCAGGCCAAAGCCAACACUUGCCAAACGCAAUUGGAAUCGUUCGUCAGCAACGUGUCGUUGGCCGUUCACGGCAAUAAGAAGACAGUGGCCGUUAAAAAUUGCCCGCAAGGUGUCGUCAUCGGACCCGUGCCGUCCAGUCCCGUAUUUGCUCACUACAGCAGUGUCGUUGGGGGUAGGAGUAACAGUCUACCGAGACCCUACACCGCUCACCCUGGACAGCCAAUUAUCAAGAUUGGAGGAGAGCCGGACAGGCCGGUUAACGAGGAGACGGACAAGGAGAAAGAGAAGAAUGCAGCGACUAAACAUACGUACGUUAUUAAACUUGCCACGUUGACUCCGGCCACUGUUUCGUCGAAUCACCGACGGAAUCAAGUGACGCAACAGCAACGCGGCCCGCCAGAUGGCCCGUUCAAAACGUGGAACGCGCCGGGCGGGAACAGGACGAGGCCGGGCCUGUCGCUGGUCGGUUUCCGGCCGGACAAGCACGUCACGUGCAUCGAAGUGACUCUGAUCAACAACAAGACGUCGGAGCCGACGACGCCCGUCUCGGAAGAGCCGCCCGGCGUUGCGGAAGAGGCGGACGCCAAGUCGCCAGCGGCCAACGGCGCCGGAAUGAAGACGUACUGCUUCGGCGAACUGCCGCCGGAUGGCGAUAAAUCGCCCAGCGGGACGCUGAGCUCGCGCAGCAGUUCCAGGGGCUCCGAACAAUUCGAUUCGGGCUUCGAGGAGAUGGCCAAUCGCAAGCUGACGCCGCCGCUGCAGACGCCGCCGUCGUCGACGUCCAUCAUCCGCACGAUUUUCGACAAAAUCGGCGGCCACGAGAAGCAGCGAACGCCCAAAGUGCAGGCCAAACGGAGCACGAUCCGCAGAGAGAAGGCCUUCCGGCAGCGCAACAAACACGCGUGGUCGCGAGCCAAAGAGAUCCAGCGCAACGACGAACUGCUCCAGCGCUUCCAUCAGAUACGCAAGCGGCUGGGAGAGGAAGACGAGCAGGACGACGCGGCGGCCAUGCUCCACAGCCAGUUGCUCUCGACGGAGUCGGCCAUGAUGCCCACCGUCGGAGGGCUGCCGUCCGAUUUGCUCUGCCCGCUGCCGUCCAUCGUGCAGACUCUAGUCCGUCAAUACGACACGGGAGGGCCGCAGUCUCGUCCCCGUGACAAGAUUUUCCCCUCGCGACUCAAUUCGAAACGAUCGUCCCGUCUCUCUGCCAAGCAACAGCGCACCGCAUCCAGCGAUAGCGACGACAUUUUAGUCAGCCCCACUCAGAGGGCCUUUGGUCACUUGAGCCUAACCGGUUGUUCGACCGGUUCGGCGGUGGUGGCGGACAGUGGCGGAGACACUUUGGCCGCUCCUUCUCCACCGUCGCUGUCUUCGAUGAUUCAAUCGACGGCGGCGGUGGCAGCGGCAACUGCGGGCACCUCUAUCGCCCACCAGUACACGGUGUCCACUCCGUCUUCACUACUCCCGUCUCCCUUCUUCUCCUGGCAAUAACGGUGUCAACCAUCCGUUGCAUCCGCAACAGCUCCAACUUCAGCUCCAACAGCAACAGCGUCAGUCCUACACCCGUUCACUCUCGUCCUCGCCGUCUGGCCCAGCCGAAGCCGAGGGCGGCGGUGGUGGUGGUGGUCCGAUUCCCGUCAUCGAAUUCCCCGAUGAUGAG